AUGGGGCCCUUCACUUCCGGCUGCACGUUCGCCUUAUGGUCGAACCUUUCCCGGUUGGCCUACUGGCCGCUGGGGUUGGGAAAUUCUCUAAUAUUGUUGGGUGAUAUUGAAGCCAAUGACGUGGGCUACUCAUUGAUCCAGGGCAAAUCAAUUAGAGAAGUACGGAGUUAUGUGUCUUAUAUAACAGAAGCACAGAUAAGUGCAACAAGAGAGCUUAUCAACAUGGGUGCGAGACAUAUAAUAAUUCCUGGAAAUGCUCUAAUUGGUUGCUUUCCAUAUAUCUUAACUGCACUGCGCAGCAAUCAUCCCGACGCUUACGAUAAUAUGGGUUGUCUUAAAAGCGUAAAUGAUCUAAUCGCAUAUAAAAACGACAAUCUCCAAGCAGCUAUGAGAAAUCUAAGCAGAGAGUUCCCAGACGUUAGCAUAAUGUAUGGCCCGAUGGACGAAGGGAUGCGGCAAGUUGUUACCGAGACAUUAGCAGGCCA
Molecule: messenger RNA, 485 nt
Organism: Striga hermonthica
Lineage: Eukaryota; Viridiplantae; Streptophyta; Magnoliopsida; Lamiales; Orobanchaceae
Source: the annotation of a GenBank genome assembly